This is a messenger RNA of Rasamsonia emersonii CBS 393.64, 3090 nucleotides long. Its product is annotated as WD domain, G-beta repeat protein. The coding region runs from base 1 to 3090 and encodes 1029 amino acids. Gene Ontology annotation, cellular component: nucleus. The transcript has a single exon. Gene Ontology annotation, molecular function: transcription factor binding. NCBI's taxonomy places the organism in Eukaryota, Fungi, Ascomycota, Eurotiomycetes, Eurotiales, Trichocomaceae. The record is from RefSeq and is a predicted model, not a curated record. Gene Ontology annotation, biological process: positive regulation of transcription by RNA polymerase II.
AUGUCUGCCUUGAUCAGCUCAGGGACGGUCUCCGCGUCCGCCUGGAUGUUCCUGGCACUCAGCCAGAUGGGUGGCCAGCAGCAAGCCAACAAAAUUGGGCAGACUUUUGUCCAGAGACUAUUGGAGAUUGGCGAUAUCCAUGCUUCUGCAACCAUCCUCUUGGCCCUCGGAGACCGAAACGACGCGAUCGAGGUCUACGUGUCCCGCAAUUACUUCAUGGAGGCCAUCCUCAUGACCUGUCUGUUGAUGCCUACUGACUGGCAGCGGCAAUCCUACCUCGUCCGUAGAUGGGGUGAAUACGUCGUCUCGAAUUCCCAGCAGCAUUUGGCAAUCCGUUGCUUCAUGUGCACGGGCGUGGAGCCUUCGGAACCUUGGACUUCUCCAACUGCCCCGAGAUUUCCUGAGCCGCGUGUGAAAUCCCCAGAGCCACGACCUCCUAGCAGACAGAAUGAACAACCAAAGCCGGAAAACAGCAACCGGAUGACGGUGAAGAAUUCGGCGCUCAAGCUCAUUACGUCGUUUGGGCCGCAAGCCAACCAGUCAUUCAAAUUCCCUGGUCUCAUGUCGGACGAUCGAACGCCCACAAACGUCCCCGGCGUGACGCCUAUCGCGGAAUCUGCUGUGGGAGAAUCCGCUCUGUCCCCAGGGGGUCUCGGCUCUUACAAACUCAAUAAUGCGAGAAGCCUCAAUCAUGCGAUGUCGAGGACCGGCACCCCUGGUGGCUUCACCCGGAAUCGACUGCCUUCGAUAGGAGAGACGCCUGUGGAUGUGCAACCUCCGGCCUUCCCGGCACCGAAGUCACUUCCAACGCCCGUGGAUUCCAGCUCAGAUAAAGAAAAGAAUGCUGGUGAUAAUGCAGAAAAGGAAUCAACGGACAAGGAUGGCAACGGCAGCGAGCAACCUGGUUUGGUUCUGCUGACAUCUGCGAGGUACGAUCCGAACAAAGACAAAGACAGCCAGGGUCCUAGUCCCCAGACUGCUGUGCAGGCGGAGCCAAACAAAUUCGAGAGUAUCAAGGGUCUGCCAUCUCCCCCGGCAGCUGUGUUUGAGUCAUUGAAGGACCAGGCCCAAACCAGAAACGGCUCACGGGAUCGCAAGCCGGAGGGGUUGCAUAUACAGUGGCCUCCUCCAGAAGCAUCAGAGUCGGAGACGGGUGCCUAUCCAGAGUAUACGCCUUCGCAUGAGCAAACCGAUACUACUGUCGACACCAGGAGCCCGGCAUCGACGUUUCACAGUCUCAAAUCAGGCAAAAGUCCCAGUGUCAGCGGCCGCAGUAUCGAUCAAUACAUCAGCAGCCUCGAAGAGGCAAACUACUAUGCGAAACAGUAUCGCCGCCAACAUCUUCGAACUCGUGACCGGCGCCACACUGACGCUGAUAGCAGUUCUCGGAAACUCAGUUCCCGAAACGGCUCAGUCGACGCUCGUGGUCGCAGUAACACUCGCCAUAUCCAACCGGCUAAGCGGUCCCCGUCUUCGCCUGUGCCCAUGUUUCCGGAAGAAUUCGCCAAAUACAACGCGAGCACUGAAAGUCUUGGAGCGAGCACAGAUACGAGGAAACAUCGGAGCCGGAGCAAAGCAGGUUCACGAGCCCGUACUUCGUCCUCGACCAGGGAGCGUCGUCGCCGGUCCUCUUCCAGGGGUAUUGAUCGCAAGCUGAAGUCGUCGAGUCGAAACGCAAGCGGUCGCCGAAGUCGAGGACGCAGUCGCGACCGGGGAGUUUCAGCUAUUCGAUCUCCCACCUCUCCGCUCCCCAUGUCUCCAUCAGGUGACGAGAUCCGUAAAUUCGAGGAGAGCCUCCGGCUUGUCGAGAUUGAUCGAGAACGCUUGCGAUCUCAACAGCGGAGCACCAGCCGACGUCCCGAUCGAGGGACCAGUGCUCGCCGCGACCCAUCGCCAGACCGUAGGCGACCACCAACACGAUCGGAGAGUCGCCAAGCACGGGAGGCCAACAACGCUCAACCAGAGCCAGCGCCAGCUGCUGAUUCUUCGGUUGAUGAAUCCCACAAACCAGCAUCCUCCUUAGCUGGCUUGAGUGCUGCCGAACGAGCCAAGAGGGAACAGGCAGCUGCCGAGCUCGAAGCACGUCGGUUGUCACUCGCGCGUCGUCCUUCAGCGCCCAAUAUUCCUCUGCCUGGUGAAAUUCAAGCUGCCGCUGCUCCUGCUGCGAGCUCUAUCGAUAGCCCUCCUUCAUCUGGCGGAUCUGGCGGGUCUUUCAGCCAGCGACUUCGAAGCAGAAGUAACGCCAGUAGACCAUCGCCCGACUAUCCCAACGCAUCUGACUCGAGCUCCUCGCGAGGCCGGUCCACUGUUCCGGUCGGACUGCCAGCGGCUCCGGGGGCGAUGCGUUACCCCAAACACAGUGACGGACAUGUCGACGAAGAUUCUCAGGGCAUUCCUGAUCUUCCCACCCUGCCGAGCACGACGUAUCAGGCAGAUGCUGCCAAGAUCAGCCGGUCCAUGUCUGUCCCAAUUGUUGACUAUCAGCCAGCUGUUCCGAGCGACCUUCCGCAUCACCCGAGAUACAACCCGAUGAUCCCACGGAGCAGAUCGACGAGCAGGACGCGAGGGCCCAUGGGCCACCGUCGUGAUGGCUCCCGCGACCUUCAUGGAAUCAGCACUAAUCGCUACGGAUCGCCACCUCCUGUCUCGGUCAGUAUCGAGGGGGAUGGUCAGCAGGAUAGCAAAGCAACUGCUCCUCCAAUCCUGCCGGAGCUUCAACAUCUGACGACACCACCACCACCGCCUCCUGCGCCAGAUCCCGGGUCAAGAGAGUCACUGAAGGACACUGGGACCAUCAACAUCGUGAUUGACGAAAACGCACAAGUCGGCAAUGACCUGCCUCGUCCAUUCACGACGGGACCCACGUCGACAGCCGAGACUCAGCCCGUGCGCGAGACCCGGCGAGGGUCAGUGGAGCACCGACGGGGCCGGAGCAUCAACGAAAGCAUUGCGACGAAGAUCCGGAAUUUCACUGGACGGAUGCGAAGCACGAGUCGAGGACCGGGGGCGCGAUCUCCGCCAACUGAAUCGCCGGAUAAAGUGUCGCCAUAUGAGAGCAUCCAGAUGGUGACGGCAGAUAAUCGAAUCUGA